UACACAGUCUAAUAUACAUGUAUGAGUCUACUUUUGCUUAACCCCCACCCCAUUUGAGAUCCUCUGCUCCGGUUCUCUAUCUUCUCUUUUUGUCCUCCGAUCCAUCUCCUUCUCCGGUCAAUCGCCGCCGCCGAUCGAAGUUUUACCGUUUUUAUAGAUAUGGGUGAAAGAGACCAUUGUUGUUCAACUCACCUCAUUGAUGGGGAUGGUACUUUUAAUGUUACUGGAAUUGAUAGCUUCAUGAAGGAAGUUAAACUUUCUGAUUGUGGACUUUCUUAUGCUGUUGUAGCCAUUAUGGGCCCUCAGAGUAGCGGGAAAAGUACAUUGUUGAAUCACCUGUUUGGAACUAAUUUCAGAGAAAUGGAUGCUUUCAAAGGGAGGUCUCAGACCACAAAAGGCAUAUGGAUGGCACAUUGUGUUGGUAUUGAACCUUGCACGAUCGUGAUGGAUUUAGAGGGUACUGAUGGAAGAGAAAGAGGAGAGGAUGAUACCGCCUUCGAGAAGCAGAGUGCUCUUUUUGCGCUUGCUGUUUCUGACAUAGUGCUCAUAAACAUGUGGUGUCAUGAUAUUGGACGCGAGCAGGCUGCUAAUAAACCCCUCUUAAAAACUGUAUUUCAGGUCAUGAUGAGAUUAUUUAGUCCUCGUAAGACAACUUUAAUGUUUGUUAUUCGUGAUAAAACUAGGACACCUUUAGAAAACUUGGAGCCAGUUUUGAGGGAAGACAUUCAGAAGAUAUGGGAUUCUGUUCCUAAGCCACAAGCUCACAAGGAAACUCCAUUAAGUGAAUUCUUCAAUGUUGAAGUGGUCGCUCUGUCUAGUUUUGAAGAGAAGGAAGAACAUUUUAAAGAGCAGGUGGCAAAUUUAAGACAGCGAUUUUUCCAGUCAAUUGCACCUGGUGGGCUUGCUGGCGAUAGGCGCGGUGUAGUUCCUGCUUCAGGCUUUUCAUUCAGUGCACAACAGAUAUGGAAGGUCAUUAAGGAGAACAAGGACCUUGACCUGCCCGCUCACAAGGUGAUGGUGGCCACUGUACGCUGUGAAGAGAUUGCAAAUGAAAAGUUUUCUUCUUUUAUUGCAAAUGAGGAAUGGCGUCAAUUAGAGGAGACAGUACAAUCUCAUGCAGUACCUGGGUUUGGGAGGAAACUCACCUCAAUUCUUGAAGUUUGCUUAUCCGAGUAUGAUUUUGAGGCCACAUAUUUUGAUGAAAGUGUUAGAUCUUCCAAGCGGAAACAGUUGGAAGAUAAACUUUUACAACUUGUCCAACCAGCAUAUCAAUUUAUGUUGGGACAUAUACGCUCUGGAACCUUCGAUAGAUUCAAAGAAGCAUUUCAAAAUUCUCUGAAGGAGGGUAAAGGAUUUGCUGUGGCUGCACGUGACUGCACCGAGUAUUCUAUGUCACAGUUUGAUGAAGCAUCUGCAGAUGUGGACAUUGAUCAAGCAAAUUGGGACUCUUCUAGAGUAAGAGAUAAGCUCAGGCGUGAUAUUGAUGCACAUAUUGAAGAAGUUCGUGCUGCCAAGUUGUCUGAACUUACAACUAUGUAUGAGACAAAGUUGAAUGAAGCAUUAUCUGGACCUGUUGAGGCUUUGUUAGAUGGAGCCAGCGAUGAUACAUGGCCAGCAAUAAGAAAACUUCUCCGUCGUGAGACUGAAACAGCUGUCCGAGGGUUUUCCAAUGCACUUUCUGGUUUUGAAAUGGACGAGGUAACAAAGGAGAAAAUGGUCUUAAGUCUGGAGGAUCAUGCAAGAGGAGUAGUAGAAGCAAAGGCGAAAGAAGAAGCAGGAAGGGUUGUGAUCCGUAUGAAAGACAGGUUUUCUACAUUAUUUAGCCAUGACUCUGACUCAAUGCCUCGUGUCUGGACUGGAAAGGAAGAUAUUCGAGCAAUCACCAAAACUGCCCGAUCUGCUUCUUUGAAGCUACUUUCUGUUAUGGCUGCUGUUCGUUUGGAUGAUAAUGCUGAUUCUAUUGAGAACACAUUGGCCCUCGCUCUCAUUGAUCCCAAAAGUGGUGCUGCUGCCAAUAGGGGCAUUUCAAUCGACGCUCUUGCCUCAAGCAGUUGGGAAGAGGUUCCAUCAUCGAAAACCUUGCUAACACCAGUUCAGUGUAAAUCUUUGUGGAGGCAAUUUAAAGUCGAGACAGAGUAUACUGUCAGUCAAGCCAUUGCUGCUCAGGAGGCCAGCAAGCGAAGUAACAACUGGUUACCACCACCGUGGGCAAUAGUUGCAUUAGUUGUUUUGGGUUUUAAUGAAUUUAUGACCCUUUUGAGAAAUCCUUUGUAUUUGGGCGUCAUUUUCGUUGCUUUUCUGCUUAUGAAAGCCCUAUGGGUGCAAUUAGACAUAUCCGGUGAAUUCCGAAAUGGAGCUCUACCUGGAAUUCUUUCAAUAUCCACGAAGUUUCUCCCCACUGUUAUGAACCUUCUUAGAAAACUAGCUGAGGAGGGCCAGAGCCCUGGUAAUGCCAACCCUCAGCGUAACCCUCCAGUUCCAGCAAAGACCGUAACAAGUGGUCCAAGUAAUGAUAAUGGCGGUUUAUCUUCAAGUGCUUCAUCCGAAAUAACUUCUUCCGAAAACGGCACGGAAUACUCUAGUCCCGGCCCCCGCCAAAAGGUCCAGUAGCUGCUUCGUUCACUUUGUUUAUCCGAGGAUUCCGACAAUAUUUAUUUGAAGCAUAAAUGCAGCACACAGCUUUCGAGAUUAAUUAAAUGUCUUAAAAAAGAAACGAACAGAUGUGGGAGAUAUUUAUUUUACGUGGUUGUGUCGUGAAAAUUGGCUCACCAUGAACGACCGUUUACUGGCCUGGCCUUGAUUGUGAUUGUUCUGCUUUACCUUCAGUUUUGUAUCAUUAGAAGUUAAAAUUCUAAAUAUGCACUUAAAUCAUUAUACUGGGAAUUCUUUUUGACCCGUUUUGUAUUUAGAGAGAUCAAUGUAAUUCUUCUGUUGUGACUUUAUGUGCAUUUUUACGAGUUUGGUUCGACUUUC
Messenger RNA from Erythranthe guttata (spotted monkey flower), 2973 nucleotides. It is a transcript of the gene RHD3, whose product is annotated as Root hair defective 3 GTP-binding protein (RHD3). Lineage: Eukaryota; Viridiplantae; Streptophyta; Magnoliopsida; Lamiales; Phrymaceae. Gene Ontology annotation, cellular component: endoplasmic reticulum. Gene Ontology annotation, molecular function: GTP binding; GTPase activity. The record is from RefSeq and is a predicted model, not a curated record. Gene Ontology annotation, biological process: endoplasmic reticulum membrane fusion.